AUGGCCGCCGACAGUGAUCCCGAGUCUGACGUGUUCGAGAUCAACGACUUCACCACCGCCUCAGAGUGGGAACGGUUUGUGUCCAAAGUGGAGGAAGUGCUGAAUGACUGGAAGCUGAUUGGGUCCUCUGCAGGACAUGUGACCCCAGAGAAGGGUGAAUACACCAGUGGCAACUGGGGCGAGAAGUCUCAGGAUAUUAAUUUUGCUGACUUUAAGUUCUACAUAACUCAUUACUUCCUGAAACAAGAAUGUGAGAAGGACAAUGGGACGGACAAGCUGGAAGAAGAUGCCUUCCCCAUGGCAAUGCAGGACCUUCUGUGUAUGAAUAAUGACUUCCCUCCUCGAGCCCACUGCCUGGUCAGAUGGUAUGGUAUACGAGAGUUUGUGGUCAUCACCCCUGGAACCAACUGCGAGGCCAUCAUCAGCGAGUCCAAAUGCAAUCUGCUUCUCAGCUCCAUCUCCAUUUCUCUGGCCAACAGUGGCUGCCAGGUGCCCAUGUUUGUGCAGAUCCAGCAGAAGUGGAGGCGGGUGUAUGCUGGAGAGUGCCAGGGACCAGGUGUGCGCACUGACUUUGAGAUGGUCCACCUCCGCAAGGUGCCGAGCCAGUAUAACCACCUGUCUGGCCUGCUUGACAUCUUCAAGUCUAAGAUAGGAUGUACUCUGUCCCCUCUACCUCUCAACAUCGCCAUCCGUUUUACCUACAUACUCCAGGACUGGCAGCAGCAUUCGUGGACCCAGCAGCCUCCAGACUUUGACACACUCCUUGGAGGUGAGGUGGGAGGGGUUGAGUGUGGGAAGCUUCCAUUUGGAGCCUGUGAGGAGCCAAUCAGUAAAGGCUUUCUUCAUCUUGCAGCCACUUGGCCUCAUCUGACGGAGGGCAUAGUUGUGGAUAAUGAUGUCUACAUUGACCUUGACCCUCUCCAAGCUCCCCACUGGUCAGUCCGAGUCAGGACGGCCGAAAACCCUCAGUGUUUACUGGGUGACUUUCUGACAGAGUUCUAUAAGCUCUGCUGUAGGAAGGAGUCUGCAGAAGAGGUUAUGGGAAGAGGAUUGACUGAAGAGGAGGGCAAAGAAAAUAGUGACAUCAGCUCUGCUUUAUCAAAGCUGACAGAACCAGCAGCUACAGUGCCCAUCUCCAAGCUGUCUGUCUCCAGUAUGGUGCACAGCGCCCGAAAGCACAUCCGCCGCCACAGACGCAUCGAUGAGUCACCACUCAACACUGAUAUACUCAAUUCUGUUCUUCAGUAUCUCUUCCCAGAUGCUGCUGUGGAGAAGUCAUCAGAGAGCAGCAAGAAUAAACCUGCACAGUCAAGCAGCUGUGGGAAAGCCGAGCCCAAUAAAAACUCUGACGAUAACCUUUUCCUCCAGCUGAAGUCAGCACCCAGUGACAGUCUGACGUACCGGCUGGCACUGUGUGCGUGUCUGGUCAACUACAACCACGGCGGGCUGCGUGCCGUCGCCCACCUCUGGCAGGAGUUUGUCCUGGAGUUGCGCUACCGCUGGGAAAACACCUACCUCAUCUACGGACUGGCGGGGGGACCUCCUGAUCUUCGCUGUUGUCUUUUGCAUCAGAAGCUCCAGAUGCUGAACUGCUGCAUUGAGAGGAAGAGGGCCCGAGAUGAAGCUCGCAAGGUGCUGGGAGGGAGGCAAAGAGAGAGAGCAAGGUGUCCCGGCGGCUGCCAGAACGGCCGCCCCGUACCAGAAUCUGCAUCAACCUCAGCGAGGGAGGUGUCUCCGGGGAAAUCCUGGGACUAUCGUGGAGUGACAAGCGAGGAUGAGUUCUUUGAGUGCCUUGAGUGAACCAGGGGGAGAAUUAGAGGCUCCGCAUGCCGAGGCAGAAAAAGGAUGGCAGUAAAAGUAAAGCAGAGGGUCCGACUGCGUCAUGUCCCUGUAACAACUGACCUCUACCUCACACCUCUACAGAGACCUCUCUACAUCCCCGUCACACAGGUCAAGCAUAGCGCCUGGUGACCUGCUCCCAUGACAGAGGAUCUGUUAGAGGAGCAGUCAGAAGUACUGGCCAAACUGGGCACAUCAGCUGAAGGUACCCACCUCCGUGCCCGGAUGCAGGGUGCCUGUCUGCUCUCUGACAUGGAGUCCUUUAAGGCUGCCAACCCGGGCUGUGUCCUGAGCUUUGUGCGCUGGUACUCGCCUAGAGAUUACGUGGAGGAGGAGGUGGUCGACGAAAAGGGCGACACAGUGGUGAAAGGAGAGCUUAGUGCCAGGAUGAAGAUCCCAGGCAACAUGUGGGUGGAGGCUUGGGAGACGGCCCGGGUCACACCUGCACGCCGCCAGAGAAGACUUUUUGACGACACGAAGGAGGCUGAAAAGGUUCUGCAUUAUUAUGGCACAUGCAGAAAACCUGCAGACCUGACCCGCCAUCUCCUGUCCUGCGUCCUCCACGCUGCUAUUCUAAAGUUGAAGGAGGAAGAGUCAGUAGAAGUUCCAUCAGUCAGAAAAAACAUUCAGCAGGCGACAAGUCAAGCCGCACAAGCUGCUGGCACACCCUCACAACCAGACGACAAGAAGCUAGAGGAUUUCAUUAACCAGUUGAUGGCCAUGGAGACGGUCAUCACCCGAGCUCGCUCGCUCAAGGCCAAGUUUGCCAUUUGUGAGGGCGGGAAGGGGGAGGACACAGAAGAGCUGGAGAAGUUUGUGAGCUCCCUGCUGGAAGAACCAGAGGUGGGGGUGAUUGGAGCUGGCCAGGGGCCGGCGGGCAGCAUCAUCCACCGGCUGUUUGUCAACUCUCAGAGGCUGGCUGACUUCACCAGUGACGAGGCUGCCCUCCUGGCACCACUGGACGAAGACUUCGGCCGUGAGCGGAAGCCAACGGGAGGAAGCAACAAAGUGCCCGACUUCCCUUCUCCGGCGGGCCGGGAGAUUCUGUUGCGUACGUGCGUCCCUCGGCCGGCGCCGUACUCCAAAGCUCUGCCUCAGAGGCUGUUCUGUGUGCUGAUGAGGGAGGAGUUCAGGCUGGCGGGGGCCUUCUCUUCAGACACUUCCUUCUUCUAACACCAGACGGCCAUUACACAAUGCUUCAUCUGAAAUCAUGUUCCAUGUGCUGAUUGUAAUUUACACCUUGAAGCCAGAACGGGAAGAGCAGUGAAUGACACAUUAUGGAUAUAUACAGUCUCUCUCUAGCCAACACAUUAGGAGCGUUGCUAUCCAUCACUUUAGAGACUCAUUUGGUCCUCAUUGGAUUGUGGUUACUUCGUUAAAUACAAAAAAGGGUAAAGAUUCUCAGCAGUACUCAGCUAGUGGGCACACUAGAGUUCAACACAGUUCAUGUAUUGCUGAAACUUCACUCUACACAAUUACAAAUAUCAAGCAUCUUUAUAUGGAGUGUUACCACAGCGCAUCUGUAGAUGAGUGGACGGCUUCAAACCGACCUCAAAGAUGUGAAACAUUACAUUAUUAUAUGAUUAAUAAUCCGUCAAUACAAGUUAAACAUAUUUGUCUUGUUUAACAUCAGAUCUAAACUGUCCUCCCCCGGGGCUCUGUGGGUGCCGUACAUUCAGCUGCUGCAUGGGAGUGUUGAGGAGCUUUGUGUCACCUCCAGCUCUCUGUCAGCUGAUCACACAGGAAGUACUGUCAGUUAACACGUAGCAUUUAUUCAUCACAACGUUCUACUCAGUCUGUCUGACAGCAGAAACAGAAAAUCUGUCAUCAAUUCAGUCAGUCUGGUGUUGAAACACACAGACAGUAUAUUCACCACUGGUGGGCUAUAAAACCUUUUCAGAGCUUAUUCUUUGUAUAUUUCUCAAAUUCAAAUCUCUUCUGUAUUAUCAUAUCUGCUACAUGGUUGUCUUGUCCUGCUCUGCUUUCUGUAUGUUUUACUGUAAUCUCCUUAUUACUGACCACAUGCAGAGUGACAGCAUAACAUUAAAGACUCUUCAUACCAUU
Messenger RNA from Sebastes umbrosus (honeycomb rockfish), 3903 nucleotides. RefSeq names its product RAB3 GTPase activating protein subunit 1 (gene rab3gap1). Lineage: Eukaryota; Metazoa; Chordata; Actinopteri; Perciformes; Sebastidae. Gene Ontology annotation, biological process: positive regulation of GTPase activity. The record is from RefSeq and is a predicted model, not a curated record. Gene Ontology annotation, molecular function: GTPase activator activity.